UACAACUAAUGCAACUUUUGUUGAGUAACUGAUACAAAAUGCCAUUGUGACUCUACUAGAUAAUGUGUUAAAGUAUGUGAAUUUAACAUUUCAGUAGCUCAGCAUUUUCAGCUCUACAUUUCAGAGCACCAAGACUGAACAUGUUCCUGGUCAAUAAGUCGUACAGACCAUUGGCUAUGUCUUGUUUGUCGAUGGCUCAUCCACAUCCACAAGCAAACAGACGGCAUGGAACCUACCAUGACAACUUAAAAAUAGCACUGGCUUGUUGUGUAAAUGGAAUUCUCGUCAAUAGAUUGUAUGGCAAGUAAUGAGUUACAGUAUAUUCAUAAACUAAACUAUAUUUCCCUGUCUUUACCUAUUUGAGAUCGACAAGAGGUACUUUUUGUUGUGUCAUGGCUAGAAAUGAACUCCCUAUACUCUUUCUGUUGUCUGAACUAAAUUAGCUCUCUGUGACAAACAAAUCGCCUUAUCUAACCGACAACCACAUUCCUCCACAGCUCCUCUGGAGAGACGUGAAAAACCAGAACUUCACUGACGUCACUCGCCAUCUGACUCCAGCCAUCACAGCUACAACUACCACAGCACGUCCGCCUGCCUCUGUCCACCAUGAGUGACGACAGGGAAAGACAGGGUGCCGAUGGAGGCUGCGGGGCCAAACAGCCGCCCAAUGUCAAACCCAAACCUGACAGCAAAGAACGAGCAAAGAGAGAAAUCCACCAAGGUGCGUAGGUCCAUGAGCACUGACUCCGAGAGAGGAGGGGGAUCUGGGAGAAGGAAUGAGAGAAAGAGAGACAGGUCGAGGAGGGAGCGUGGUAGGAGUGAGGAGAACAAGAGACAAGACAGGGAUGGAGAUGACAGCAACCAGAAGGAGUCUGACCCCCACGUAAACGACAUGGAGGACACUGAGUGCGUGGUGUGCUUCUGCAAAUACGACAACGUCUUUAAAACCCCCAAGCUGCUCUCCUGCGGGCACACUUUCUGUCUGGAGUGCCUGGCCCGGAUCAAUGUGACCUCCUCAGAGCUCAAGUCUCUUUCCUGCCCUGUGUGUCGAGAGCUCACCAACCUGCCCCACGGCCGCAACCUGCCCCAGCUGGGCAACAACCAGGACAUCUUCCGCAAACUCCCUCCAGAGAUGCAGAGGGCGCUGUCCGUGCGCUUCAAGCGCAGCAAGGGCAAGCUGGUCGUCAAGAAGCCCCCUCCUGGUACUACUAGCCUGGCCAAGUCCAGCCUCACCUUGCCCACUCUCAAGAAGCAGGACCAGCAGGCCUCCAGUGACCUCCAGCUGGGCACCAUGGAUCAGGGCCUCGCCAAUGUCGUGGACGUGGGUCGCCCCCCUAGCAGGGUCAGAGGUCGCCUGCGCAGGAUGUUCCGCUCGGACCGGUGCUACUACAUUGUGAUGGCGUCCAUCAUCACCAUCACCGUGGCGCUGAUGCUGAUGGGCAUCCUGGCCUUCGUGGUCAUGCCCAACGUGGUCCUCAACGGCAACAAACCGCAGCAAGGGGAAUUCCAACCAACCACCGCCCAGUCAACCCUGAGGAAAAGAGGGGAUGGUGGUGGGAUGAAAGGAACAGAGAAGGAGAGAAUCACUCAGAUGUUUUGAGAGGACAGUGAUUGUCAGUGAUCCAAAUAUCUGUCAUUUCAUUUUCUUCACUGAUACUCGGUUACGAAGAAAAUAUGAAUGAACUGAAAAGAAAGGUGAACCUGAAAGCACUAGAGCACACUCAACUGGGGUCAAUACAUAACAUGCUGUGACAAACUGAUUAAUGAGGAAAUAAAGGACCAUGUUGUUUAUGAAUGACUGAUGCACAAGAAAUACUCAUGGGAAAAGUGAAGCAAGAGUUAUUUUUUAUCCACCAUUUUGUCUUCCUUCCUGCAGUAUACACAACAUGAACAUGGAACAUUUACCCUAAAUGUGAACGGGACAGCUAUUGCAGUGAAGUUAGAGAGGACAAUUAACAUUGUCUGGGGAAAUGUAAUUCAUUAUAAAGUCGUGGACCAUCUAUUUGCACUGAAGUCUGCCUUGGAGAAUUAUUACAAGUUAGAGAUUAUUUGAUUACACUGAGCAUUCUCUUAUUCUUUACAUUGCAAAGUAAAAAUGUUCCGCUGAAGAUUUUUGUUUUACAUUCAUAAAUGUCUAACUAAUGAAUAUUUACAUAAACAAUAUGAAUAUUCAUAUAGAGUUCAUUAAGAAUGAUACAUUUGUUAAAAAAAUAAA
Coregonus clupeaformis (lake whitefish) is the source of this 2215-nucleotide messenger RNA. RefSeq names its product ring finger protein 183 (gene rnf183). Gene Ontology annotation, biological process: protein ubiquitination. The transcript has a single exon. The record is from RefSeq and is a predicted model, not a curated record. Gene Ontology annotation, molecular function: ubiquitin protein ligase activity. The coding region runs from base 638 to 1600 and encodes 320 amino acids. Lineage: Eukaryota; Metazoa; Chordata; Actinopteri; Salmoniformes; Salmonidae.